Molecule: messenger RNA, 473 nt
Organism: Drosophila willistoni
Lineage: Eukaryota; Metazoa; Arthropoda; Insecta; Diptera; Drosophilidae
Product: small ubiquitin-related modifier 3
Exons: 3
Coding region: 103-381 (92 amino acids)
Biological process (GO): protein sumoylation
Cellular component (GO): nucleus
Molecular function (GO): protein tag activity; ubiquitin-like protein ligase binding
Source: RefSeq, a predicted model, not a curated record
UUAUCAACUUGACAACCCUAAUUUACACAUUCUCAAUUUUGCGGCUUUGCAGCGUUUUUUUCAUUUCUUUUUGUGAAUAAAUUCAAAGAAUACAGCAUCAGCAUGUCGGAUGAAAAAAAAACUGAAACCGAGCACAUCAAUCUGAAGGUCCUGGGACAGGAUAAUGCAGUAGUUCAAUUCAAAAUAAAGAAGCAUACACCAUUGCGCAAACUAAUGAAUGCCUAUUGCGAUCGCGCUGGCCUUUCCAUGCAAGUGGUGCGUUUCCGUUUUGAUGGACAACCAAUCAAUGAGAAUGACACGCCCACCUCACUCGAAAUGGAGGAAGGCGACACAAUUGAAGUGUACCAGCAACAGACCGGUGGUAUGGACGAGUCCUUCUGAGAUUUUGCAACACCCACCGCUGUAACUUCAACUAAAUCAUAAAACAUAGAGUUAAUUCAAAGUCUAAAAUAUAUUCCCAAUAAUUAUAAACA